This is a messenger RNA of Necator americanus (New World hookworm), 1152 nucleotides long. RefSeq lists its product as uncharacterized. Gene Ontology annotation, molecular function: choline kinase activity; ethanolamine kinase activity. The transcript is spliced from 10 exons. Lineage: Eukaryota; Metazoa; Nematoda; Chromadorea; Rhabditida; Ancylostomatidae. Gene Ontology annotation, biological process: phosphatidylethanolamine biosynthetic process; CDP-choline pathway. Gene Ontology annotation, cellular component: cytoplasm. Bases 1 to 1152 code for a protein of 383 amino acids. The record is from RefSeq and is a predicted model, not a curated record.
AUGCCUACAGAGAUCAUGUCUCAUGGUGAAUUGGACCUUCGAAAAAGGAUACUUUCCUUGUGCGGCGAUGUUCUGGGAGGAAAAUGGGAGGAUGUUCAUCCUGAUCACGUGUCCAUUACGCAUAUUCGCGGAGGUCUGACAAAUCUCGUCUAUCUCGUGGCUCGGCCAAAGUUCACCCCACAGGACGACCAACCCGCUGUUGUACUACUUCGAAUUCAAUCGCAGACCGAUCAUGACAAAUUGCUCAACGAAUUGGUCGUUUUCACGUCUUUGGCAGAAAAUGGACUUGGCCCAAAGUUGCUCGGCAUCUUUCCAGGAGGACGAUUUGAGGAGUAUAUCCCCAGCAAACAUGUAGAACAUAACGACAUCACUGAUGCGAGGAUAUGUACUCUGUUGGCUCGAGUUUUGCCGCGAUUCCAUUCCACUACAGUACCGAUCUCGAAACGUCCCAGUCUUCUUAGUACGAUGCGUGAAUGGCUGUCGCUUUUCGAGGAACAGGGUAAUUCACAAGUGAAAAUGCGAACCACAUCAUUCCAACUGCAUUUGAAUACGUUCCCUUCAGUGAUUACCACUAACGAACUUGCUCGAGAAAUUGAUAACAUUGAAGAGUUUCUUUGCACCUCAUCUUCGCCAAUAGUAUUCUGCCACAACGAUCUCACCUCUGGAAAUCUUUUGAUUAGCAAGAAAUCCACUGCUAUCGAUGCAUGCGCUACAGCGCAGGACAUUUUAUUGGAUGAAAGUACGAAGAACAAGGACGAACAGCUAUCGAUGCAUCUUGUGGAUUUCGAGUUCAGCGCCUAUAACUACCGCGGAUUCGACUUGGCGAAUUAUUUCUGUGCCGCAGCCAUCGAACACAAUCUACAGGAACAUCCAUAUUAUAAGAUUGACCUAAACAAACUGCAGAACCGAUCAAUGAAAAUGGAGUUUUGCAAGGAAUACAUGAAAGAAGCCACCAGACUAAAUAUUCGUAUCAAGUCAGAAUACAGUUUACUACAAGAAAUCUACCAAUUCACACCAAUUGUUCACCUCUACUGGGCGAUCUUCAAUUUAUUUUGCGAAAAGGACACUUUAGCCAUUAUGGAUUGUGGGGCGUACGCACGCGAUCGGUUGGCGCUCUACUAUCAAAGUCGAAGUAUCCUCCUCGAUCGAUAA